Leopardus geoffroyi (Geoffroy's cat) is the source of this 846-nucleotide messenger RNA. RefSeq names its product DnaJ heat shock protein family (Hsp40) member C19 (gene DNAJC19). Gene Ontology annotation, biological process: protein import into mitochondrial matrix. The record is from RefSeq and is a predicted model, not a curated record. Bases 205 to 627 code for a protein of 140 amino acids. Gene Ontology annotation, cellular component: PAM complex, Tim23 associated import motor. The transcript is spliced from 7 exons. NCBI's taxonomy places the organism in Eukaryota, Metazoa, Chordata, Mammalia, Carnivora, Felidae. Gene Ontology annotation, molecular function: ATPase activator activity.
UUUGCGGCCGCUACUGCCGUAUUUCCUGGGCACCUGUGUCUGAGCGGUUUGUGCCUGCUGGUGUCCGCGUCGCUCUCUGGUAGGGGCGUGAAAUUUUGUGGCUGCGGCAUUUGGUCUGGAAUGAACCGCGCUCUCGGUGGAGGCCGGGGAGCCGAGCCAGAGCCAUGCAGAAAUUUUAUUUCCAUUACUGUUGAUUGAACUUGAAUGUGGCCUCAUUUGCCCGGAGAUGCAAAAGACGUUUUCAAAGGGAGGGAAAUCAUUCUUUUCACUGCUGUAAAGGCCAGUACAGUGGUAGCAGUUGGACUGACCAUUGCUGCUGCAGGAUUUGCAGGCCGUUAUGUUUUGCAAGCCAUGAAACAUAUGGAGCCUCAAGUAAAACAAGUUUUUCAAAGUCUACCAAAAUCUGCUUUCAGUGGUGGCUAUUAUAGAGGUGGGUUUGAACCUAAAAUGACAAAACGAGAAGCAGCAUUAAUACUAGGCGUAAGCCCUACUGCCAAUAAAGGAAAAAUAAGAGAUGCCCAUAGACGAAUUAUGCUUUUAAAUCACCCAGACAAGGGAGGAUCUCCUUAUAUAGCAGCCAAAAUCAAUGAAGCUAAAGAUUUACUAGAAGGUCAAGCUAAAAAAUGAAGUAAAUGUGUGAAUUUUAAGUUCUUGUUAGUUUAUGUAUAUGCGUGCUAGCUUUUUAUAAUAAAAGGCCUCAAAGCUACAAAUUUUAAAAAUGAUUUAGCACAAGCUAAACCAAAGCUUGGGUAUAAGUUUCUUUGAAUUUGAGGAUUUUAAAUCAGAUGAUAAAAUAUUUGGAGAUUUAACACUCAGUAAUUAUGGAUAAAUGCAUACCAUCUGAAU